AUGAAUGACAAGAGGUGUCGGAAGGAAGCUCGAUUUUGUGUAAGCUGUUUUAGCACCAAAAAAAAUGACGAUGAUUGCUUGCGCGUAAUAUGUCUGGAAUGCUGCGUAAAUCGACACAAUGGCCACAAAUUGAUAACUUUGAGUGAGCUCGAAAAUGAACAUCAAAAAUUAAUUAAAGAUUUGCAUAACUUACAACAAAGCAUUCAGAAAAUAAACAAAUGGAUAGAGGCCAGUUUAAAAGUACUCAGUGAAGAUUGUACGAUGUCUGCAGCAGAUUGUGUUGCACUGCGCAAAGCGAAACAGAAUCUUCGAAAUGAAUGUGAAGCCGAUAUGAAAUUUGCCUUGUCAGUUUUAGAAAACGGUGGUAUAAUUCCUUUACCGCCUAAAGCUCUGCAAAGAAUGAGACAGCAUCAGUAUCACAAUAGCGCCAGAUUGCAUAAAUUGUUACAUUUUAUCGAGAAAUAUAAUCAAUCAUCAAUUAAGGAAUGCUAUAAUCGAAGCAUUACAGUAAACACUUCAAUAUCGCACUCGUCGCUGUUUUCCCUGAAUCGUCAAACGUGCAUCACCCUGUGCAGUAGCACUUCCGACGAUCGAUCAGCAGCAGAAGCAGUUGCUGCGAUAGUGGCAGUUUGUAAGUCACGUGAUGGAAGCGGAAACAGAAUGACGGUAGUGGAAGAAGCCCUGAAAGUGAUGAGCAGGAAAAAUUUAAAAAAAGCGGUACGACGGACAGCUUUGUUUUGUUGCGCGAAACAGCUGCGCGAAUCGAUCGACGAAAGUAUCAGUAGGCAAUCAAUACUUCUUUACAUCGACGCCUAUUUGCACAUAUUUUAUCAGUUAAAUCUUCUGGUGACACAAUUUCCAUCCGAUGAAGAUGAUGGUCAAGAUGUCGCGGUAGUAACGCGAUGGGACAUUUGGAAAUUGAUACAAGUGGUAUAUAGUGAUCUGAUGAGAUGUGCUGCUAAGCACUGGGAGAGCGAAGAAAGUGAACGAGUAGACUUGGUGGAUGACUUGGCCUUCCUUUGUUCUCUGUACUCAGACGUGAGUGAUGAAGCAACGAUUACAAUUUGUAUGAUUGAAGCUGCUCGUGCUCGAGCUGCAGCUACAGUAUCUCUCUCCGCUACCACUGUUAAUGAUGAGAACGAAACUGAAGAUGACGGACGACUUACAAUGAAUAUUAGACUUAAUCUAAUCGAUGAGCAUCUAUUGGAAUGUCGUCGAGUGCAAAAGCUGCAACGCUUACGUGCAGCCACUGUCAUACGAUCGCAGAAAUGCGUUCGUCAGCAAUCGCUGAAACAACUAUGGAAACUUUUUUCCGCCUGUUUCAAUAACUCUUCGCAACAUCAGUGA
Acanthocheilonema viteae is the source of this 1347-nucleotide messenger RNA. Lineage: Eukaryota; Metazoa; Nematoda; Chromadorea; Rhabditida; Onchocercidae. The record is from the annotation of a GenBank genome assembly.